AUGCAGAAUCUGACUGAAUAUCCAGACAAUGCAACGUCCCACAAAAAUCUGUCUGUGAUCAUCAAGGUGUGUGUCGUUAUCCCCUUCUUCUGCGUCUUCCUCUGCUGCGUUGUUGUCAUGCUGCACAUCUUUGCCUCUCACAGGCAGUUCCUGGACACCUCACGUUACGUCCUGUUUGCCUCCAUGCUGAUCAAUGACACCCUCCAGCUCCUGUUCUCUGUGCUCCUCUUCAUCUUCGCCAUGGGCCAGGUGAAAUUUGCUCUUGUCUACUGUAUCCCCCUGCUGUUAAUUUCCACUGUCACUUUCCAGAACACGCCGUUAAUCCUGGCCACUAUGUCACUGGAGCGUUACGUUGCCAUCUUCUAUCCCCUGCAGCGCCCGGCCGCCUGGCGCUCGGACCGCAUCUGGAUUAUUAUUCUGUCCCUGUGGCUAAUCAGCUGUGUCUUCCCUGUCACUGACCACGCCAUGGGGGGGCAUGAUCCUGCUGUGGAUGCCUUCUCUACCCCUGUGCUUUGCAAAGUUACUGUUGUCAACUCAUCUCCAAUUCAGAGGUUGUUCAACGCUGCUACAAGUAUUCUCUUCUUUGUCGUAGAGGCUGUUAUCAUCCUCUUUACGUACGUGAGAAUCCUGCUUGAAACCAGGAAGCUGAGACAGGAUAGAGCGUCUGUGAGUAAAGCCAUGCACACUGUGCUGCUUCACGGCUUUCAGCUGCUGCUGUGCAUGCUGGCCUUCACUAUCCCCAUCACUGAGACUCUCAUAGUGCUGCAUGCCAACUGGCUUCCAGAAGACGUCUCCUUUUUUAAUUACUUCUGUUUCAUCCUAAUUCCACGCUUUCUCAGUCCACUCAUCUACGGCUUUAGAGAUCAGGGUCUCAGGGGCUACAUUGGGAAAACAUUCCUCUGCUGCUCAAACAAAGUCAAACGCUGUGUCAGAGGCAGGCUGCAGGACAACUCGUCUGUUUCUUGA
Molecule: messenger RNA, 966 nt
Organism: Chelmon rostratus (copperband butterflyfish)
Lineage: Eukaryota; Metazoa; Chordata; Actinopteri; Chaetodontiformes; Chaetodontidae
Gene: or95a1
Product: odorant receptor, family 95, subfamily A, member 1
Exons: 1
Coding region: 1-966 (321 amino acids)
Biological process (GO): G protein-coupled receptor signaling pathway
Cellular component (GO): membrane
Molecular function (GO): G protein-coupled receptor activity
Source: RefSeq, a predicted model, not a curated record